UCCUCUAACAUUGUUGAACCUGGUAAUGAUGUGUCAAACAUAUAUUCAAAAUUUCUGUGGACACCAAAGCCGAUUUCUGGAUCAGACCCAGCAUCUUCCUUAGUCAUUAACCUUGGAGAGUAUAAAUGUUCGUCGGACGGGAACCUCGUUGCAAUUUCAGUUAUUUGCUGAUGGAGACAACAAUCCAAGAUGCAUUUAGCUUCGUUUCUAAAGAUUACAUGGGCGAUGUAUUUGGGCUUGCGGCUGCCUGUGAAAUAGAUUUUCUUGACCCUGAGGGUAAUGUUAAAGUAGAAUUGCAGAUUCAGGUGAUUGGAUUUGGACAACAUUUGUUCUACAUUCUUUGAGAAGACAAAAGAAAAUUUGAAGAGUCUGGUUCAAGAUAAAAACAAGGGGUCAAGGACAAUCGCCAUCAAUUCCCUCUCAUACGCAGGCUUUAAUCUGCUUCUGUCUGCCAGUGCUUGGCUAAAGAAGGCCAACGGUUUUCCCUGUUGCAUCAGCACUGCACCCAAUCCGAUCUCUGCUGCGUCAGUUUCUAUCUCAAAGGGCAAAAUAAAAUUAGGUGUAGUUAAUAAUGAUUCUGUACUUUCAUAGAAGAAAGUGGCCAAAUUUCAAAGGACCAAAUGUUUUGGGAAAAACAAGAUGUAAUUAUGGAAGCCUUGGUGAAGCACUUCUUUGUAGAUGGUGCUGUGACAUCUCCUUUGCUAAUGGAGAUAUUAUACAAUGGUUAUCAAUCAAUAAAUGCUGACAAUACUACGGCUAAGUUUGUCAGAAUUGAGAAAAAUAGGUUUGGGUUGGUUGGUGAUGUUCCAUCCCUAAUUAAUAUCGUUGUUGGUAUAGGGUAUAAACCUAUGAAGGUAAACACACCUACUGAAGAGGAUUAUGAAAGCAUUGUCACAGAGUUGGGUUGCAGGAUUGUGGAAAUAUUUGUUCUUGACUAUCUAUUCAGGAAUAAAAUUGAGGUAAACUUUACUCAAAGUGAGCUCAUUCAAACUGAAAAGAAGUCCAAGAAAAAAGGAGAAAAAAAGGCUAAACCAAAGAAAAAUGAUAAAUGUGUAGAAGAGAAUAAGCAAACGCUAAAUGAUGAAUCGAUUGCAGCAGAUUUGAAAGAGGAUACGUCUUUUCUGAAUAGAGUGAGAGCUUUGCUUAAUUACUUGUUUAUGUGUGCCCUAAAAAAGCAUGAGGUUAUUGCUACUACUUUGAAAGAGAAGAUUGAUGAAUUAACUGCGGAACAACAAGAGGAGUAUGUUGCAUGUGCAUUGAAAAAAGCAGUCACUGAAUUGUACGUGGAAGCACAAGAAAAUGUUGUUGCUUUGUAUGUGGAGGUGGAGGAAGAAAGUGUACGCAGGUUGAGAAUAACAUUUCGUAAUGUAAUUCGGGAUCUUUUGGAAUCCCAUAACAUUGUUGAAGAUGGAAAUAAUGUGUCAAAACUAUAUACGAAAACAUUGUUGACACUAAAGCCGAUUUCUGGAUAUGACUCUUUACUCAUCGAACUUGGAGAGUAUAAAUGGACUUUCAUGGUUCGUCGGAUGGGAACCUCGUUGCGAUUUGAGUUAUUUGCUGACAUAGACAACAAUCCAAUGUUGAACUUUUAUGCACUUAACACAUUAGCGAUAAUUCACCCCCUUGACCCCGGGCGAACUGAUUGUUUUGAUCGAUUUCACUUAGUUUGUAAGGCUCACCCGGGGGAUGUAUUUGAUCUUGAGCGUGCCUGUGAAAAUGGUUUUCUUGACGCUGAGGGUAAUGUUGAAGUAGAAUUGUAGAUUCAGGUGUUGGGAGAAAAUGUCUUCCCACCUCUCCUUGUAAGGAAGUAUUGAGCUGAGCUUUUUUUGACGUAUACGCAUAUUGUGGACAACCUUUGUUCUAGAUUUAUUGAGAGCACAAAAGAAAAUUUGAAUAGCCUGAUUCAAGAUAAAUAUGCAUGGUCAAGAUUCUGUACUUUCAUAGAAGAAAGUGACCAAAUUUCAAAGGACCAAAUGUUUUGGGAAAAACAAGAUGUAAUUAUGGAAGCCUUGGUGAAGCACUUCUUUGUAGAUGGUGCUGUGACAUCUCCUUUGCUAAUGGAGAUAUUAUACAAUGGUUAUCAAUCAAUAAAUGCUGACAAUACUACGGCUAAGUUUGUCAGAAUUGAGAAAAAUAGGUUUGGGUUGGUUGGUGAUGUUCCAUCCCUAAUUAAUAUCGUUGUUGGUAUAGGGUAUAAACCUAUGAAGGUAAACACACCUACUGAAGAGGAUUAUGAAAGCAUUGUCACAGAGUUGGGUUGCAGGAUUGUGGAAAUAUUUGUUCUUGACUAUCUAUUCAGGCAAAAAAUUAAAGUGAACUUUACUCAUAGUGAACUCCUUCAAGGGAUCCGUCUGUAUGGAUGGGAGAGAAGAAGCAAGACAAAAAGCCAUAGAUUUGAAGCAAAUUAGGCUAAACAUUGCCACCUUUGAGUUUGACAUUCCACCGAAGAUAUGUUCGGGAAAAAAGAAGAAAAAAAACCGGUCAUGAGAUUUAUGAAGUAGCAACCUAUUUAGAAAGUUAUAGGGAAACAAGAACGGGUGAAGAUCCUCUCCAUUUGGCAAAAUAAAUGGAGUUUUGCAAGUUGGAGAGAGAUAGACAUAAGAAAUAGAUGAUGGGUCCUACCACUAAGUGGGUCCCACCAUCAUUAAUUAUAUUUGACUUUUUUCAAGAUUUUACGUGUCUUUAUCUCUCCAAAUUGAAGAAAUGGAGAAACACAUAAAUGAAGAGGAUCCUAACCCAACAAGAACAUAUUCUUUAAAAGGUUCUUUCAUAUAUUGUUUGGACAGAGGAUCUACCUAAAUUGUGUUCUCUCAUGAUUAAUUUGAUAUUAUCUGCUA
Medicago truncatula (barrel medic) is the source of this 2837-nucleotide messenger RNA. RefSeq names its product TNF receptor-associated factor homolog 1a. Bases 621 to 1760 code for a protein of 379 amino acids. Lineage: Eukaryota; Viridiplantae; Streptophyta; Magnoliopsida; Fabales; Fabaceae. The transcript is spliced from 15 exons. The record is from RefSeq and is a predicted model, not a curated record.